GGUAUGAAAUGGAAUGAUUGGUACGGUCAUCGAUACCAAAUCCAUUAUUCCAAAGCCUUUUGGAUUCUCAAGUUCAGGGAACCACAGAGGAUGAUGGAAGGGAUGGUUCUGAAGUCCCCAUCCUUCCAUUCCCAAUUUCACUUCCAAUUCAUGAACCCUAAUCGUUGCAUUUCUUGUUUUUCUUCCACCCUUCGUGCUUCCUCUUCUCCUCUUCUCCGCUUCCGUAAUCCCAGACUUCCCUCUCACUUCUCAGUUUCUGCUUCUGCUUCCACCGCCAAGGAAACCGACAGCUUGCAUCUCAACUCUCUUUCGCUUGGCCACACAACUCGCCCUGAUUUCCCCAUCCUUCAUCAGGAAGUAAAUGGCUCCAAGCUUGUCUACUUAGACAACGCUGCCACUUCUCAGAAACCAAUUUCUGUUUUAAAUGCUUUGCAGAAUUAUUAUCAGGCUUACAACUCAAAUGUUCAUCGUGGCAUACACUUUUUGAGUGCGAAAGCAACUGAUGAGUAUGAGCGGGCAAGGAAGAAAGUUGCGUCCUUUAUCAAUGCUGGAGAUGCUAAAGAGAUCGUUUUUACCAGGAAUGCAACUGAAGCUAUCAAUCUAGUCGCUUAUUCUUGGGGCCUAGCGAAUCUGAAAUCGGGAGAUGAGAUCAUACUUACGGUUGCUGAACAUCAUAGUGCCAUUGUUCCUUGGCAACUUGUAGCUGAAAGGACUGGUGCUGUUCUGAAGUUUGUAAAUUUAGGUGAACAUGAUGUCCCAAACUUGAAAGACUUAAAGGAAAUGUUUUCAACAAAAACGAAGCUUGUGGUUACCCAUCAUGUCUCAAAUGUACUAGCUUCUGUUCUUCCAAUUGGAGAAAUAGUUGGCUUGGCACAUCGUUUUGGGGCAAAAGUGCUUGUAGAUGCAUGCCAGAGUGUUCCGCAUAUGGUUGUUGACGUCCAGGCGCUUGAUGCUGACUUUCUUGUUGCUUCUUCUCACAAGAUGUGUGGGCCUACAGGCAUCGGAUUCUUGUAUGGAAAGAUCGAUCUGCUGUCUGCAAUGCCUCCAUUCUUAGGUGGUGGAGAGAUGAUCUCAGAUGUAUUUCUGGACCAUUCUACAUUUGCACAACCUCCUUCCAGAUUUGAAGCUGGGACACCGGCAAUUGGAGAAGCAAUUGGUUUGGGAGCUGCUAUUGAUUAUUUAUCCGGGAUCGGAAUGCAAAAAAUUCAUAGUUAUGAAGAAGAAUUGGCGAAUUAUCUAUAUGAAAAUCUUCGUGCGGUCCCUAACAUUCGGAUAUAUGGCCCAGCUCCCACAGCACAUGUUCAACGUGCCGCGCUGUGUUCUUUCAAUAUUGGAGACAUUCAUCCAACGGACAUUGCAACAUUUCUCGAUCAACAGCAUGGUGUAGCCAUCAGAUCGGGACAUCACUGUGCGCAGCCCCUCCAUCGGGCUCUCGGUGUCAGCUCAAGUGCUCGAGUUAGCCUUUACUUCUACAACACAAAAGAGGAUGUGGACUACUUUAUCCAGGCUCUAAACGACACCGUAAGUUUCUUCGACUCUUUCAAGUAAAGAGAUCCAGUAAUACUGAACUCCUUUGUUCGACAUUCCACAGCUCGAACUUAAUAGACCGCAAGGAUUAUGAUAUGUUUUUCGCUUUGAAGAAGAUUCUCUGUGUCAUCUUCAGCGUCACAUUUACUAUCAAAUCCUUGUGCAUAUAGUUUCCUUGUAAGACCAUAGAAUUCUCAUAGUUUCUUAGACUUUAGUGUAUUUAUAAAUUAUUUGAUUAAGCAAUGGGUUUCAUGGACUACAUUUUCUCUCCAUAGUUAUUGAUGGUCGACACUUA
This is a messenger RNA of Cucumis sativus (cucumber), 1822 nucleotides long. Its product is annotated as cysteine desulfurase 1, chloroplastic. Gene Ontology annotation, molecular function: pyridoxal phosphate binding; cysteine desulfurase activity. The coding region runs from base 4 to 1548 and encodes 514 amino acids. The transcript is spliced from 10 exons. Lineage: Eukaryota; Viridiplantae; Streptophyta; Magnoliopsida; Cucurbitales; Cucurbitaceae. The record is from RefSeq and is a predicted model, not a curated record.